GAAGUUUUAUCGGCUGCUUUCAUUCAUUUACAUUUGUCAUUAAUUUCGUUUUGCUUUUUCCAGUUUCUGAAAUUUAUUUUCAGUCUGUUCUUGUAAAACUCUAUGAUUUGCCGGCAUGGCGUUCAAUUUCCAAGCGCUUCCUGGUUCAUACUUUAAAUGCGAUAGUGUCAUGUGCAAAGACAAUUGUCGUUGUUGGGUGAUGAGGUUGUGAUAUCGGUGCUAAUAAAAUUUCUGUGGUGAUGGCUCUACAUUGUCAACUAUUUUUUUCGACAGUUUUGUACUUCAUAGUAUUUCUCAGCAGUAUCGUCGAACUUUCAUCUAUUCUUUAUGCCAAGGGAUCUCUUUCUUCUUGUUAUCUUUAUGUGAGAACUACAGAUAGUACACCUUCUAAUUUCGUGUGUAACGUGAAUAUAUAUGCAUUUGCUGCUGCAGGUAUAUAUGCUGUCAUUAUGGCUAUUUAUCAUGGCUAUGGAACUGUUGUUGCAUCCAGAGAAAACCAUAUUGGGCGUACAAUGUGGGUGAUGCCUUGGCUUCUACUAAAUUCCUUUACUUCAAUACUGAUGUUUAUUUUUGCUUGUGUGUAUUCUGUUGGUCUCUACAUUACUUGUUCAGGUUCCUCUUCAAUUUUUUACAAGACUGAAAGUUGCACUUUGAAAUCCAAUACUUACAGAUUAAUGUCAGUUGCUCAAAUAGGUGCAUGGCUGAGCGUCCUGUUUUGGCUUGGUCUUGUUAUUCUAGAAGGUGUGAGAUUGAUGCGAAAUCGCCGUGCUCUGUCCCGUGAAGUUUAUGUUGAACCAAAUGCAUCAGAUCUUGUUAGGAUAGGAGAAGUAGCACCGACUGCGUGAUUCAGUAAUUGUAUUUAAAUUUGCGAUACAUAUUUGCAUCUUCUACAUUACCGAACACUUCUCGCCCAGGUAUCUUAAUUUGCUGGAUGUGCUUUAAUUAUAAGAUGUUGGCUCAUCAAAAAAAGAUUUUAUAGAUUUUACUUUUUAAAAUUUGUUAAAAUCUUUGUCCAUUUUUAAUAUUUCUUAUUGCUUUUAUGCAGUUGAGCUUAUGAUUUUGUACCUCAGAAAAAUAAUUUGCUCUUUGAUAAUUUCUUUUUGUAAACGAGCAUUAAAGACUAUUGAAAUAAAAUUUUUUAAAGGUCAGAAUAUAAAUGUCAGGAUUAUAGAAAAUUAAAUUUUUAAGAUAAAAUAAUUUAUUCCUUCUCAUUAAUACUUUGUGAUAACUUGGAGAACCAAUUACAUUCUUCCAGGAAAUACAUUGAUUUCUUUGUGUAAUAAUGUAUUUACCCUCUAUUUUAAUCAAAGGUCAUGUUGUGCAUCUUCAUUAUUCUUUAGUGGAACACUAAGUCUGUUUUAAGUUGUAUAAUAUAUUAUUUAUAACAUAAAAAUUGUUAUAUUUUAAUAAAAUUUUUCUGAAAGGAG
Messenger RNA from Stegodyphus dumicola, 1427 nucleotides. RefSeq lists its product as uncharacterized. NCBI's taxonomy places the organism in Eukaryota, Metazoa, Arthropoda, Arachnida, Araneae, Eresidae. The record is from RefSeq and is a predicted model, not a curated record.